GACCUGAGAGCCGCUGAGCCGCGAGGCCGGGCCGGGGCGCCGGCCGGGAAUGCCGGGGGCGCGGCGCCGACGCCGAGGCGCGGCCAUGGAGGGGAAGCCCCGCGCCGGGGUCGCGCUGGCCCCGGGGCCGAGCGGCCGAGGGCCUUCCGCCCGCCGCGCCCGCCGCGCCCGCCGCCGCCGCCCGGGGCUGCUGCUCCCCGGCCUCUGGCUGCUGCUGCUGGCCCGGCCGGCCUCGUGCGCCCCAGAUGAGCUCUCUCCGGAACAGCACAACCUUUCUUUAUACUCCAUGGAGCUUGUGCUGAAGAAAAGCACUGGGCACAGCGCUGCACAAGUGGCCUUAACAGAAACUGCUCCCGGGUCCCAGUACAGCAGUCCUCUCCAUGUCACAGCCCUGCCAUCUGCCGCUGCUUUUGAUACAGUCUUUUUUAGCCAAGGAAAACAGACUGAAAGUACAGCAGAUCACAGCAUCUUUGUGGCAACUUACGUGUCAGUGACGAGUAAUGAGGUGGCUGUUGAUGACGAUGAGAUGGACAACUUUCUGCCAGAUACUCACUGGACCACUCCACGGAUGGUUUCUCCAAUACAGUAUAUCACAGUCAGCCCACCGGGGUUGCCCGGGGAAGCGUUAGAACCUAUGCUGACUCCAUCAUUACCCAUGGUUUCUUUACAAGAUGAAGAAGUGACAUUGGGCUGGCAGAACACAACGCAACAAGCAGCGGCAUAUGCUGAGUCCGCCAGUCUUUUCCACACCUUUCGGUCAGCUUUUCACACCUCUGAGGGCAUCGUUCCAACUCCUGGCAGGAAUUUGGUGCUUUAUCCUACUGAUGCUUACAGUCAUUUAUCAAGCAGGACUCUGCCAGAGAUUGUGGCUUCCCUAACAGAGGGUGUGCAAACCACCCUUUUUUUUAGCUCCUGGUCUUUAAUGCCGCAGCCUUUAGGUGAUGGCAUUACUAUACCUUUUCCCUCCUUGGGGGAGGUCUCACAACCUCCAGAGGAGGUUUGGGCCACAAGUGCAGACAGAUACCCUGAUGUGACCACCAUGUUGAGUCAAAGCCUAGAAGAAACCAUCUCUCCAAGAACAUACCCUACUGUGACUGCAUCGCACGCAGCCUUUGAAUUCAUCAGGACACAUUCUGCAUUGCUGUCAACUCCUGUUGUAUUUGCAUCCUUCUCUGCUCCACCAACUGAUGUUUCGUCUAACCCCUUUCUUCCUAGCGACUCCAGCAAAACCUCAGAAUUGCUUAGCAAUUCAGCCCUCCCCGGUCCUGUGGACAACACUCAUAUCCUGAGCCCAGUGUCCUCAUUCAGACCAUACACUUGGUGCGCAGCCUGCACUGUGCCUUCACCUCAGCAAGUUCUGGCCACGAGCCUCAUGGAGAAAGACGUGGGAUCAGGGGAUGGUGCCGAGACUCUGUCCAUGACCGUGCUGGAAGAAAGCAGCAUCUCUCUAAUGAGUAGUGUCGUAGCAGACUUCUCUGAAUUUGAGGAAGAUCCUCAAGUAUUUAAUACGCUUUUCCCCUCCAGACCUAUGGUCCCACUUUCUUCUAGAUUCAUGGAAAUCUCAGAGACGAGUGUUGGCAUUUCUGCCGAGGUGGAUAUGAGUAGCAUUACAACCACACAGGCUCCCCCUGCCCAUGGCCGCCUCUCUGUGCCAGCAUCACUGGAUCCUACUGCUGGCUCCUCGUCUGUUGCUGAAACCCAAGUGAUGCCAUCCCGUGUGACCACUGCAUUUUUCUCCGUCAUCACCAGCAUUCUCCUUGACUCAUCUUUCUCUGUCAUAGCAAACAAAAACACACCGUCGCUUGCCGUCAGAGACCCGAGUGUUUUUAUGCCUUUCAGUCUGGUUCCUUCAGUGGAGUCUUCACGUUUCUCUGACCAAGAACUUUCCAGUUUUUCUGAGCAUAAACCCGGAGGUGCUUUGGAUUUUGCAUCCAGCUUUUUCUCAACACCCCCGCUGGAACUCAGCGGCUCCAUCCCUUCACCUUCGGAAGCACCUGCGUCUCUGUCUCCGAUGCCAAGUGACUUGUCUCGCUUCACGUCUCAGUCUUUUUCUACCUUGGUUGAGACAUUUACAUUGUUCAACUCUAGUGAUCUGCAGUCGUCUCAGCUGUCUCUUCCCAGUUCCUCAAAUCUUGAGUUUUCGCAGCUCCAGCCAAGUUCCGAGCUGCCUUUAAACACCGUCACUUUCCUACCUAGCCGUUCUGGGGCGUCACCAUGGUCAAGCUUCCCUUCUGAUUCUCUCGAGUUUGUUGAAGCGUCUGUGGUUUCACUGAGGGAUUCAGAAGCUCAUUUUACCUCAGCUUUCACUGAAACUACCUCCUAUCUUGAGUCUUCACUCAUUUCCCGCGAAUCCGCAGUCACCGCACUGGUGCCCCCCAGCCCCGAGUCUUUUGACAUUUUGACGGCUGGGAUUCGAGCAACAUCACCAUUGACCACUGUGCACACAACGCCCAUUUUAACUGAGUCUUCUUUGUUCUCAACUCUGACACCUCCUGACGACCAAAUCAGUGAUCUCGACGGUCAUGUGUCUGUCCUGGCCUCUUUCUCCAAAGCCAUUCCCACUGGUACAGUGUUGAUCACUGACACGUACCUGCCAUCAGGAUCCUCAUUUGUUUCUGAAGCAACCCCCUUCCCUCUGCCCACAGAGCUGACCGUCGUGGGCCCAUCACUCACACCCACAGAGGUGCCACUGAACACCUCCACGGAAGUGAGCACAGCCAGCUCCGGUGCUGCCACUGGUGGUCCCCUCGACUCCACCCUGAUGAGCGACACCGCAAGUCAGAGCUCCCCAGCGAGUAGUGCUGCUCCUCCCCUACCGUCCCUGCAUCCUGUGACCGCCUUCACUCUCGAAGCAACAGUCGACAUACCAACACUGGCCACCUCCAAGCCGCCAUAUGUUUGUGAUAUCACAGUCCCCGAUGCCUAUCUGAUCACAGCUGUGCUGGCCAGAAGAGCUGUGCAGGAGUACAUCAUUACAGCAAUCAAAGAAGUACUGAGGAUUCACUUCAACCGUGCAGUGGAACUGAAGGUUUACGAACUCUUUACUGACUUCACUUUUCUGGUAACAUCCGGUCCUUUUGUUUACACGGCAAUAUCAGUCAUAAAUGUGCUUAUAAACAGUAAGCUUGUGCGUGACCAGACUCCUUUAAUCCUGUCUGUGAAACCUUCUUUCCUUGUGCCAGAGUCCAGGUUCCAAGUUCAAACAGUACUUCAGUUUGUGCCUCCGAGUGUGGAUACUGGCUUCUGCAACUUCACCCAGCGCAUCGAGAAAGGCCUAAUGACAGCUCUCUUUGAAGUGAGAAAACACCACCAGGGAACGUAUAACCUCACUGUGCAGAUCUUGAAUAUCACCGUCAGUUCCUCCAGGGUGACUCCUCGGCGGGGCCCGGUGAAUAUCAUCUUUGCGGUUAAAAGCACACAGGGAUUUUUGAAUGGAUCAGAAGUGAGCGAGCUGCUCAGGAACUUGAGUGUGGUGGAGUUCAGUUUCUAUCUGGGAUACCCAGUACUGCAGAUCGCAGAGCCCUUCCAGUAUCCACAGCUCAACUUAUCUCAGUUGCUGAAGUCCUCCUGGGUCCGAACAGUUCUCUUGGGCGUCGUGGAGAAGCAACUCCAGAAUGAAGUGUUUCAAGCCGAGAUGGAACGCAAGCUGGCCCAGCUGCUCAGUGAGGUUUCCACCAGAAGGCGGAUGUGGAGAAGGGCCACUGUAGCUGCAGGGAACAGCGUGGUGCAGGUGGUAAAUGUGUCGAGGCUGGAGGGAGAUGACAAUCCUGUACAGCUCAUCUACUUUGUGGAGGAUCAAGAUGGAGAAAGACUCAGUGCAGUCAAGUCUUCGGACCUGAUUAACAAGAUGGACCUCCAGAGAGCAGCCAUUAUCUUGGGUUACCGAAUUCAGGGUGCCAUUGCCCAGCCUGUGGACAGGGUGAAGAGGCCGUCUCCGGAAUCCCAGAGCAACAACUUGUGGGUCAUUGUUGGUGUGGUCAUCCCGGUGCUGGUGGUGAUGGUGAUUGUUGUCAUCCUCUACUGGAAACUCUGCCGCACGGACAAGCUGGACUUUCAGCCUGACGCUGUGGCCAACAUUCAGCAGCGUCAGAAGCUGCAGAUCCCGAGUGUGAAGGGCUUCGAUUUUGCUAAGCAGCAUCUGGGUCAGCACAAUAAAGACGACAUAUUGAUUAUUCAUGAGCCAGCGCCACUGCCAGGACCUCUGAAGGACCACACCACGCCCUCGGAAAAUGGGGAUGUGCCAAGCCCCAAGUCAAAGAUCCCUUCCAAGAACGUCCGUCACAGAGGAAGAGUUUCUCCCUCAGAUGCUGACUCUACGGUCAGCGAAGAGUCCAGCGAGAGGGACGCAGGAGAUAAGACACCGGGAGCCGUCAACGAUGGCAGGUCCCACAGAGCCCCGCAGAGCGGGCCACCACUGCCCAGUUCGGGAAAUGAGCAGCACUCAUCAGCCUCCAUCUUCGAGCACGUGGACAGGAUCUCCCGCCCCCCGGAGGCUAGCCGGCGGGUCCCCAGUAAGAUCCAGCUCAUUGCCAUGCAGCCGAUCCCGGCCCCUCCCAUCCAGCGCCCCUCUCCAGCUGACCGAGUGGCAGAAACCAAUAAAAUCAACAAAGAGAUUCAGACCGCGCUGCGGCACAAGUCUGAGAUCGAGCACCAUCGCAACAAGAUCCGCCUGCGCGCCAAGCGCCGCGGGCACUACGAGUUCCCGGUGGUGGACGAACUGUCCUCGGGUGACACCAAGGAGCGACACCGGGUGUACCGCAGGGCGCAGAUGCAGAUCGACAAGAUCCUGGACCCCACGGCCAGCGUGCCCUCCGUGUUCAUAGAGCCCAGGAAGAGCUCACGGAUAAAACGUUCUCCCAAGCCUCGCCGGAAACACCAGGUCAACGGCUGUCCUGCCGACGCUGAGAAGGACCGGCUCAUCACCACAGACAGCGAUGGCACCUACAGGAGGCCCCCCGGCGUCCACAACUCGGCCUACAUCGGAUGCCCAUCGGAUCCUGACCUCCCAGCCGACGUGCAGACACCAUCCUCAGUGGAACUGGGGAGGUAUCCAGCCCUUCCUUUCCCGGCCUCCCAGUAUAUCCCACCCCAGCCGUCCAUCGAGGAGGCACGCCAGACCAUGCACUCCCUCCUGGAUGACGCUUUUGCCCUCGUGGCCCCCAGCAGCCAGCCUGCCAGUGCCGCAGGCGUGGGCCCCGGAGUUCCACCUGGCCUGCCCGCAAACAGCACCCCUUCCCGGGAAGAGAGGCGAACCACGCAGUGGGGGUCCUUCUACAGCCCAGCCCAGACAGCCAACAACCCCUGCAGUAGAUAUGAAGAUUAUGGAAUGACUCCCCCAACAGGUCCAGUGCCAAGACCAGGUUUUGGCCCCGGUUUGCUGCAGUCUUCAGAGCUGGUGCCCCCUGACCCCCAGCAGCCACAGGCCUCCGCUGAAGCCCCAUUUGCUGCCAGAGGGAUCUACUCAGAGGAGAUGCCGUCGGUGGCCCGGCCUCGGCCUGUCGGGGGUACCACAGGCUCCCAGAUCCAGCACCUGACACAGGUGGGGCUUGCCAGCAGAAUCGGAGCUCAGCCAGUGGAAAUCCCCCCAAGCAGAGGCAGCCAGUACGGGGGGCCAGGCUGGCCUUCGUACGGGGAGGACGAAGCAGGGCGAAGAGAGGCCACACACAUGCUCGGACAUCAAGAGUAUUCUUCUUCACCACUAUUUCAGGUGCCAAGGACUUCAAGCAGGGAGCCCUCAGCUCCUCCCGGGAACCUCCCCCACCGGGGGCUGCAGGGCCCUGGGCUGGGUUACCCCACCAGCUCCACGGAAGACCUCCAGCCCGGCCACUCCUCAGCCUCUCUCAUCAAAGCGAUCCGCGAGGAGCUCCUCCGGCUCUCCCAGAAACAGAGCACCGUGCAGAACUUCCAUAGCUGAUCGGCCUCGCCUCGCAGAUUUGCCAAGUAUCCGCUUCCCGUGGAAGCAAGACCAAAAGGAAAUCAACUGAGUGGGUGUUUGGAAGAGGAAGGAGCAACUCCUGCCUAAGGGAGGGAGCAAGUUGCAAUUUAGAAGACGCCAUAUGUCACGUGACAGCUCACAAGCCUUUCACUGGGCUGGCAGUUGACCACUUGGGUUCAGGUUGAAAUGUACGUAUUUUGGCCAAAAGCCAGCAGCACUUCACAAAAACAAAACACAAACCUAAGCUAACAAAACGACUGCAUUCGUCUCUUUUUUAAAGGCAGAGAUUGAACGUAUAGACAGCAUAGGGAUGAAAGGAACCAAGCAUUCCUGUGGCAUUGAGACUGGUAUGUGUACAAUGGACCUGCUGCUUUGUUUUCUGAAAAGAGGUUUGAAGACAUUUUAUUAACAGCUUGAUUUUUCUCUUUUACUCCAUAGGAACUUAUUUUAAUAGUAACAUUAACAACGAGAAUACUAAGACUGUUUGGGAAUUUUAAAAAGCUACUAGUGAGAAACCAAAUGAUAGGUUGUAGAGCCUGAUGACUCCAAACGAAGCCAUCACCCGCAUUCUUCCUCCUUCUUCUGGUGCUAAGCUCCAAGGGCCCUUCACCUUCAUGUCUGAAAUGCAACUUUGGCUUUUUCAGUGGAAGAAUAUGUUGAAGGUUUCAUUUUGUUCUAGAAAAAAAAAAAAAAAAAAAUCCCUCCCAAAGCAGGGCAAAAAGCUUUAUAUUUAUUUGGUUAUCCAAAAUACAGAUCAAAGUUGAGAUCUACAUUCUUCAUUGUAUUUGCUGUUUCUUAAUUGGGCAUAUACAACUCCUGAUCAUGUCCCAGGUCAGCACCGAUCGCUCAGGCCAAUCCUGUAGAAUGAGGCUUUCAAGAGAUCCUCACUGAUCCUUUCUUCACUUUGCUGUUGAUUUGUUCACAAAUUAUGUUUGAAUGAGAAAUCUUCCGUAAGCAAAAGUUAUUUAAGAAUUCCCAGCACCACCACAUUGUUACACAUACAUCCCUACCAGUCACAUUCCCUGUGUUCAGAGCCUGGAAAUGAAAUUGAGUUCAGUUCAGCCUCUGUGUAAUGAAUCAAGAAAUGUAAAAGAGCUUUGAGACCACAAGGGAAA
Messenger RNA from Rhinopithecus roxellana (golden snub-nosed monkey), 7050 nucleotides. Its product is annotated as KIAA1549 ortholog. The coding region runs from base 50 to 5914 and encodes 1954 amino acids. NCBI's taxonomy places the organism in Eukaryota, Metazoa, Chordata, Mammalia, Primates, Cercopithecidae. The transcript is spliced from 20 exons. The record is from RefSeq and is a predicted model, not a curated record.